Molecule: messenger RNA, 553 nt
Organism: Pogoniulus pusillus (Red-fronted tinkerbird)
Lineage: Eukaryota; Metazoa; Chordata; Aves; Piciformes; Lybiidae
Product: scale keratin-like
Exons: 2
Coding region: 44-424 (126 amino acids)
Cellular component (GO): intermediate filament
Molecular function (GO): structural constituent of cytoskeleton
Source: RefSeq, a predicted model, not a curated record
CUUCUCCUCGGGGAACAGGAGCUCCCUUGCAUCCCGACCAAAGAUGUCCUGCUACGACCUGUGCCCGCCCAAGGCCGAGCUGUGCCCGCCCCGAGCCAGCGUGGCCGUGCCCCAGCCCAUCGCCGAGAGCUGCAACGAGCUGUGUGCCCGCCAGUGCCCCGACUCCACGGCCUUCAUCCAGCCGCCCCCCGUCGUCGUCACCUUCCCCGGCCCCAUCCUCAGCUCCUUCCCCCAGCAGGCCGUGGUUGGCUCCUCCGGAGCUCCUGCCUUUGGCGGCUCCCUGGGGCUGGGAGGCCUCUACGGCGCCGGCGCCACCCAGGGCUCGGGGGGGCUCUGCACCUUCCCCAGAGCUGCUCCUGCCUGCAGCCCCUGCCUGCUGCCUCGCUACACCAGGAAGCUCUGGGACACCUGCGGGCCCUGCUAGGCUCACACCGGCCCCGGGCCCUGCCCCCAGCCUCACCAUCGGCACUGCUGCACCAAGGAAACCUCUGCAGCUACAGGCCAUGAGCUGGGCAACAGCUCCCUGCCUGCCCCAGCACCUGGUGACUGCUUC